This is a messenger RNA of Oikopleura dioica, 402 nucleotides long. NCBI's taxonomy places the organism in Eukaryota, Metazoa, Chordata, Appendicularia, Copelata, Oikopleuridae. The record is from the annotation of a GenBank genome assembly.
AUGUCUAACGAGGUUGAUCUUGCCAAGCUUGCUGGAGAAGCGCAAAAGCGCUGCGAAGGAAACGAAGAAACGCUCUUUGACAAAAUUAUUCGCAAGGAAAUCCCCUCCGACAUCAUCUACGAAGACGAUGCUUGCCUUGCGUUCCGAGACAUCAGCCCACAAGCCCCCGUGCACUUCCUCGUUAUUCCAAAAGCUAGAAUUCCCCAGCUCUCCAAGGCUACUGACGCUGAUGCUGGCAUCCUUGGGCAUCUUCUGAAUGUCGCGCGAAAAUGCGCCGAGCAGGAAAAACUCGAAGAAGGCUAUCGAGUAGUGAUCAACAACGGCGUCCACGGAGCCCAGUCAGUCUACCACAUUCACAUCCACGUUCUCGGUGGUCGACAGAUGAACUGGCCACCAGGAUAA